Messenger RNA from Microcebus murinus (gray mouse lemur), 4195 nucleotides. The record is from RefSeq and is a predicted model, not a curated record. Lineage: Eukaryota; Metazoa; Chordata; Mammalia; Primates; Cheirogaleidae.
CUUUGCAGGGCUGGAGGCUGACCUCUCGGCAGGGGGGUGGGAAGGAUACUGCUGGGGCCCUGUGGCGCGGCCUGGGCUGGGAGACAGACGGACCGCGCCCGGUGUGUCCUUGGAGUCCCUGACGUGGCCAUACUUCGGGUUUCCAGACUCGGGGUUUCUCCAGGGCCGGCGCGUGAAAGCGCGUGAGGGAGACGCAGGGACUUCCGUUUCCUUCACCUAGGCAGGGACCCGGCCGAAGAGCAGAGUUGGCUUUUCCAGACUGGGGCUCAGCCCGCCCCUCCUUCAGGACCCUCCCCUCGGGACCGAGCCGAUCGCCGCGGGCGGUUGGGGCCAGCUCUCUUGGCGCGAUUGUUCCUUGCUUUAUCAAGCGAAGUUGAUGGCAAACGUUAACCUCACAAAAAGGUGGACAAGUCCUAUUUUCAAGAGAAGAUGACCUUUAACACUUUUGAAGGAUCUAAAACUUGUAUACCUGCAGACAUCAAUAAGGAUGAAGAAUUUGUAGAAGAGUUUAAUAGAUUAAAAACUUUUGCUAAUUUUCCAAGUAGUAGUCCUGUUUCAGCAUCAACACUGGCACGAGCAGGUUUUCUUUAUACUGGUGAAGGAGAUACCGUGCGGUGCUUUAGUUGUCAUGCAGCAGUAGAUAGAUGGCAAUAUGGAGACUCAGCAGUUGGAAGACACAGGAAAGUAUCCCCAAAUUGCAGAUUUAUCAACGGCUUUUAUUUUGAAAAUAGUGCCAUGCAACCUACAAAUCCUGGUGUCCAGAAUGGUCAGUACAAAGUUGAAAACUAUCUGGGAAACAGAAAUCAUUUUGCUUUAGACAGGCCAUCUGAAACUCAUGCAGACUAUCUUUUGAGAACUGGACAGGUUGUAGAUAUAUCAGACACCAUUUACCCAAGGAACCCUGCUAUGUGUAGUGAAGAAGCUAGAUUAAAGUCAUUUCAGAAUUGGCCAGACUAUGCCCACUUAACCCCAAGAGAGUUAGCUAGUGCUGGACUCUACUACACAGGUAUUGAUGAUCAAGUGCAGUGCUUUUGUUGUGGUGGAAAACUGAAAAAUUGGGAACCUUGUGAUCGUGCCUGGUCAGAGCAUAGGCGACACUUUCCUAAUUGCUUCUUUGUUUUGGGCCGGAACAUUAAUAUUCGAAGUGAAUCUGAUGUUGUGAGUUCUGAUAGGAAUUUCCCAAAUUCAACAAAUCUUCCAAGAAAUCCAUCCAUGGCAGAUUAUGAAGCACGGAUCAUUACUUUUGGGACGUGGAUAUACUCAGUUAACAAGGAGCAGCUUGCAAGAGCUGGAUUUUAUGCUUUAGGUGAAGGUGAUAAAGUAAAGUGCUUUCACUGUGGAGGAGGGCUAACUGAUUGGAAGCCCAGUGAAGACCCUUGGGAACAACAUGCUAAGUGGUAUCCAGGGUGUAAAUAUCUGUUAGAAGAGAAAGGACAAGAAUAUAUAAACAAUAUUCAUUUAACCCAUUCACUUGAGGAGUCUCUGGUAACAACUGCUGAAAAAACACCGUCACUAACUAAAAGAAUUGAUGAUACCAUCUUUCAAAAUCCUAUGGUACAAGAAGCUAUACGAAUGGGAUUCAGUUUCAAGGACAUUAAGAAAAUAAUGGAAGAAAAAAUUCAGACAUCUGGGAGCAACUAUAAAUCAUUUGAGGUUCUGAUUGCAGAUCUAGUGAGUGCUCAGAAAGACAGUACACAAGAUGAAUCAAGUCAGACUUCAUUGCAUAAAGAGAUUAGUACUGAAGAGCAGCUAAGGCGCCUGCAAGAGGAGAAGCUUUGCAAAAUCUGUAUGGAUAGAAAUAUUGCUGUAGUUUUUAUUCCUUGUGGACAUCUGGUCACUUGUAAACAAUGUGCUGAAGCAGUUGACAAAUGCCCCAUGUGCUACACAAUCAUUACUUUCAAGCAAAAAAUUUUUAUGUCUUGAUCUGACUCCACAGUAGGCAUGUUAUGUUCUUCUUAUUAUCCUGAUUGAUUGUGUGAUGUGAACCGACUUUAAGUAAUCAGCAUUGAAUUCCAUUAGCAUUUGCUGCCAAGUAUAAAAAAAAUGUAAAUGGCAAUGUCUUAGUUGGCAAUCUAAACUUUGAAUUUCUGGAUUUUCAGGGUAUUAGCUGUAUUAUUUAUCCAAUUUCUUUUACUGUUAAUUAAUUGAAGUCCUAGACUAAGAAACAGGAUAUUAUAACUGGUCACAAUAUGUAUUUGUAGUAUACUGACUUAGUUUCUAAGUGUAACUGAAUUAAUCAUAUGAAUUUUUUGUUCUUUUCAGAUAGGCUUAACAAAUGGAGCAUUCUGUAGAAACGUGGAGAUUAGAGUUAAUCUCCCCAAUCACAUAAUUUGUUAUGCGUGAAAAAGGAAUGAACUGUUCCACAUUGGUGGGAAGAUAGAGAUUAUUUUUAGAUGUUUAUCUUUGUGUUUUAGGAUUCUGUCCAUUUUCUUUUAAAAUUAUAAACAUGUAUGAAUGAUUUUUAAAAAGUAAUUUUGCCAUCUUUGAAAGGGUAUUUAAUGAUAGAAUACCAUCUAGCCAACGUGUACUACAUGGAAAGAUGUCAAAGAUAUAUUAAGUAUAAAAUGCAAGUGGCAAAACACUAUGUAUAGUAUGAGCCAAAUCAAGGUGUGUGUGUUUUGUAUAUGUAUAGAACAAAAGAUUUGGAAAGAUAUGCACCAAAUUGUUAAAUGUGGUUUCUCUUGGUGGGGGGUGAGGGGUAGGUCCCAGAGGGGGUUUGCCAGGGGCCUUUCACUUUUUUUUUUUUUUAUUUUGUUCUGUUUCAGUUUUUUAUAAGUAUGUAUUACUUUGGUAAUCAGAAAUUUUAGAAAGUAUUUUACUGAUUUAAAGGCUUAGGCAUGUUCAAACGCCUGCAAAACUACUUAUUGCUCAGUUUUAGUUUUUCUAAUCCAAGAAGGCAGGGCAGUUAACCUUUUUGGUGCCAAUGUGAAAUUUAAAUGUUUUUAUGUUUUUCCUGCCUUGUGGAUGAGAAAUAUUUCUGAGUGGUAGUUUUCUGACAGGUAGACCAUGUCUUCUUAUCUUGUUUCAAAAUAAAUAUUUCUGAUUUUGUAAAAUGAAAUAUAAAAUAUGUCUCAGAUCUUCCAAUUAAUUAGUAAGGAUUCAUCCUUAAUCCUUGCUAGUUUAAGCCUGCCUAAGUCACUUUACUAAAAGAUCUUUGUUAACCCAGUAUUUUAAACAUCUGUCAGCUUACGUAGGUAAAAGUAGAAGCAUGUUUGUACACUGCUUGUAGUUAUAGUGACAGCUUUCCAUGUUGAGAUUCUCAUAUUAUCUUGUAUCUUAAAGUUUCAUGUGAGUUUUUACUGUUAGGAUGAUUAAGAUGUAUAUAGGACAAAAUGUUAAGUUUUUCCUUUACCUAAAUUGUUUUCUUGACUAGUAAUAGUAGUAGAUAUUUCUGAAAUGUUCUCUCAAGAUCCUUAAAACCUCUUGAAAAUUAUAAAAUAUUGGCAAGACAAGAAUAGUUGUUUAAAUAUUUUUUAAAAACAUUUGAAUAAGAGUCAAUAUGGGUAAAAAAAUGUAAGUUUGAAAAUGCUUCAAGGAACAUCCAGGGUUUACAAGACUCUCACAGCAGACCUAUUGUAGAGGUGAGUGAGGCAUGUUACUGCAGAGAAAAGUUUGAUAGUGAAACCAUAUUUUUGUUGUAUUUUCUAAGAGAAGGAGUAUUGUUAUGUUCUCCUAACCUCUGUUGAUUACUACUUUAAGUGAUAUUCAUUUAAAGCAUUGCAAAUUUAAAUGAGAAUUUUUAAAAUUAAAUAAUGACUGCCCUGUUUCUGUUUUAUUAUGUAAAUCCUCAGUUCUUCACCUUUGCAGUGUCUUCCACUUAGGUUUAAUUAUGUAGUCAUUAAGUUGAAUUUGACUUGUAUAACCUAAGAUUUAAAUUUAAAGCUUCCUACAAGGUAAGAAAAGUGUUAAAAUUUUUCAGUUAUGUUUUCCAGGACACUACAGCUCCAGGUCAGAUAGGUAGUUCAAUCUAGUUGUUAGCCAAGAAAUCAAAGACUGAAUUGUUUUAACCUAAGACUUUUCCUGUUUUGGGAGCCUCAGUUCAUUAAAAUUCUUCUUUUAAGACCUACAUGUUUAGAGUUAAGCAAGACUUUUUUUCUCUCUCCAUGAGUUGUGAAAUUUAAUGCAUGAAGCUGAUGUGGCUAACAAGUUUAUUUUAAGAAUUGUUUAGAAAUGCUGUUGCUUUGGGUUCUUAAAA